CAAGAGGGGUCACGACCUUUUGGUAUAUUAAACUUCCGGUAAUGGCGGCUCACUGAUGAAGACGUCGGGUCACAAAAUAGAUUUGUGGAACUAAAGAUGUAAUGCAGACAGUAUAAAGGACCUCCGCUAUGGAGCAGUCUGUGAGUCAUUCCCUAUCCCCAGAUGCUGCGGUGUUCAUCCCUCGUCAGUUCCCAGUGGAUGGACCACUACAGGUUCAACAGAUUCCGUCUUACAUGACAAACUGCUAUCCAUUUGUACAGCUGGAUGCAGAGAGGCAGAAGAAUUUGGGUCGACAUGGCAGGUUUGCAGCCCCCUUAGUGGCGCCCAAUACUCAGAGGUUCCCCAGAGGGUUUCCAGGUCCUGGAAAUAGAAUGCCAGUACCUCAGAACUUCAACCCCAGUGUACCCCCACCCCUGGAGAACACCUGGGUACUGCCCCCAACAUCUGUCCCUCCCCUGAACAUGAUGAACUUUCCACCGCCCCAAGACACCCUGUUUAGCCAGGACAAAAACCAAGUGCAGCAGAAAAUUUCCCCCAGGGGACCUCCCAAGAAGCAGGGGUGGUCUCCAAGGGAAGAGAGCGCCAAGGAUGGGAGUUGGAAUUCUGGGAAGAAGGGAAGAAGGAGAGACAGUGGGGGAGAAGAGAAGAAAUGGGCUCAGAGAAGUCGAAACAGCUCGGGUAAGAGUAACACUAGUGAUGGACACAGAGAAGAAAGUAAAACCGGGUCACAGAGCAGGAAAAAGAAGGGUGUGAAGGUCAAAGAUGGGUGGGCGGGGCAGGAGGAGACACCUGUCAAUCAACCGUGUACAUCCGCCUCUGCCGUCAGCAUGACAGACACAGCCAUACAGACAGAAUUUUCUGACAGUUUUGCCAAUAAAACACUGGCUCAGUAUCCCAGUCCAAUAUACAACCCCAAACUGAGUAACCAUGGUAACAGACAAGUGAUUGGCAGCUCUUCUGAGGACUCUGACAGCGGAUACCACAGUCCGCUGCAUCGUAAAAACCAGGUCACGAGUGGGACACAACCAAUGGCAAUUAACCCCGGUCUCGUUGACGGUAAUACGCAGCAUAAAAACGACUACUCCAAGCUUGUGGCAGAACAUUCUGAACCGGAAAAGUUGCCAUCCAAUCAGCCUAGUGCAAGCAAAGACACUCAAUCAUCACAACAGAUAUUUUCUUACGCAUUUAUUGCACAAUCAAAACCCGUGAUAGAAUCUAGUGUGAAAUCGGAGGAAAAGCAGGGAGUGGAGGAGGGCAAGAAAUCCGAGGAGAAGAAAACGGAGGGCGAGGAGAGCGGAAAUGAGGGCAAGCGGAAACGGAAAAGAAACAGGCGGAAAAGAAAAAAGAAAAAAGAGGAGAACUCGGAGGAAGCUGAGACAGUGCCUGAGAGGAGUUCCCAGGGGGUGGAGCUUCACUUUCAGGAUGAGGAGGAGUUUCCAGACCUGAGGGUGGGGCUAGACAGAGCAGGGGGGCCAGAGAGACAGCCCUCCUCUAUUUCAUACAGUAACAUAGUGUCCCAGCCAAAGACAGCUAAUCAAAGUGGACAAUGGAGACAGAGCAGGCCCACAUCAAGUCCGGAACCAGAUCCUGCUGGUGACCACUCUUUGGUUCGGAACUCUCGACGUCGCAAAAAGAAGUUGGAGUUGGUGCAACAGGCAGCGGAGGAAGAACUCGCCGAGAUCAAUCUCGAGCAACAGAUGUUGCAAGAACUCAAUCUCAAGACAAGGUCACGGGGUCAGCCAGCCCCGGCUCGCCCAAGCCCAGUCAUCCAGCCAAGGGCAGGCCCAGGCAAGACAGUCAGCCCACAGCCAGGAAUCCUCAAAGUUCCUGCCCAGAAUCAGUCUACCAAAAAGAAAUCCGGGAUCUCAUUAGAUCUCAGUGCCAUGAUUGAUGCAUUAGAGAAAAAGAAACCAGAGGUCAACAAACCGCCUGUCGAGCAAAAGGUCGUCAAAAAGACAGAGGUCAAGGCUAAAGAAAACAAGAAGCCAGGGUUGGGUCAUAACAUGCUGGACUCCUCAGCCCCACUGAAGAGAGGCAAAGAAAGAGAGAACCCCAAACCAAAGAAACCCAGCUCCCUCAAAAAAGUCAUCUUGAAAGAAAGAGAGGAGAAGAAGAAAAUGAGGCUUCUAGAUGAUGCCGAAUCUGCCAACAAUGGUGUGUCUCUUGGUAUUGGAGUGGUCUCGGGGAAUGAGAGUGACUUGUCUCAAGAUGCUUUCAGCUCCAAGGGGUCAGUCGUGGACUACAUAGGGACAGGGACUCCGGCCAGCAACGACCUCUCCCCCAUCAGUCAGACCUCACCCAUCAGCAUGAGCCCUCUGUCCCCAGGGGUCAGCCCCCAGAGUUCAGAGGUCAACAGCCCCAUCGCAGGAACCAUCGGCAAGGAGGUGCGCAUGAAGAUACACAGCCGGCGAUUCAGAGAGUACUGUAACCAGGUGUUGAACAAGGACAUAGACAGUUGCUGUACCCGACUGUUACAGGACCUGGUCAGGUUCCAGGACAGGAUGUACCAUAAAGAUCCAGUAAAGGCCAAGACUAAAAGGAGGAUUGUUCUUGGACUAAGGGAGGUAACCAAACACCUGAAACUGAAGAAACUAAAGCUGGUGAUUAUCUCCCCUAACCUGGAGAAAAUCCAGUCCAAAGGUGGCUUAGAUGAUGCCCUCAACAACAUUUUGAAUUUGUGUAACGAACAGAACGUUCCCUUCGUGUUUGCCCUGGGGCGUCGAGCCCUGGGUCGGGCUUGUGCUAAACUGGUCCCCGUUAGUGUUGUAGGAAUAUUUAAUUACAGUGGAACAGAGGAGAAUUUCCACAGCCUGAUGGAGCUAACAGAGCAGGCGCGACAGGCCUACAAGGAGAUGGUUGGGGUGAUAGAGAGGGAGAUCCGCGACUACCCCACCCUAGGGGCGGCCGCUGCUGUCCCCCACAUCUACGCCCACAUGGGUCACUCCAGGACACCCUCAGGGGCAAGUGUCCUCAGCUUUACCAGCAGUCUGCUCUCUGAGCCCAUAUCUGAGAAUUAUCCACAUUCUGAGCCUGAGACGGAUGCUGCAGGGUAUGAGAUUCCAAGGAAGAAGAAAGUGGACCCUCCGCCCCAAAUUAGUCGGGGGUCGAUUCAGGCGGCUUACGAGUCACAGAUGCGGCUUAUAUAUCCACAGUUGGAUGUGGAUGAUGGUAAUGAGGCCGACACUGAGGAAGGGGUCACUACUAAAAGUCAUCACCAAGAUGACGGAUCCUCAGAUAGUGAGCCUUCGUCAGAAGAGAACACAAUGAAGGCCCUUCCUCACAUAGACUCUAUACACAGUAGUACGUAUGAUCUCAGUACCGAGAUACUGUCUCAGAACUCGGGGCGAACCGUGGACAACUGUGAUGCCAUUUCCACACACUCGUCUCGCACACUUGGAGACGGAAGUUCCACCCUCCUGGCUGACCCAGGUGAAAGGUCAAAGCACGGGACCCCGAAAAGUACAGAAAGUCCAAGUAAUACGCUACAGAGAGGGAAAGUGAUCGAUUCGGAAAGGAUCCAGAACUGGGUCGAUCAGACCAAGUCUCGGCUGGAGGAUCUCCAAUAUCUCCAGGAGAACUCGGAUUCAUCUGAAGAAGAGGACAGUAGUGAGGAGGACACAGUUGAUGAACUCAAUCUGUCAUCCGGAAUCGACAGAACUAACGGUGAUAACAAACAGCAAGGGGGAAGUGACCUCAACCCAAGGGUAGUGACCUAUAAACCUCACGGUGAUGUCAACAAGGGUGUAGGGGAAGGGAGCGAUGUCCCACAGAGACCCGGUGACAGUGGGGUGGAGGUGACGGUCAGUGGCCCAAAGACCGAGAACCUGGGGGGUCAGGAGCAGGGGCAGACAACUGUGACCCAGUCUUGACCUCUCCUGAGCCCAGUCAGUGAUACAACAUGACUAGCUUCUUUUAAAUAGGCCAUAGAAAUGCAAGCAAUUCUGGGGUAUACAUGUUUGUGAAUUUUUUGCCAUUUUCUGCUCUCAUUUUUUAAAUAGGAGAUUUAAAAAAUCCUGUUUUUCAAAUCAUAUUACGUAGUAAAUACCACAUUAAGAUGUAAAGACACAAGCCACCAAGCCGUAUGAAAACUGCAGCAGCUCUCAGAUUUAGAGUAUAUUGUUUCGUGAACUCAUUUUCUGAUAAUUUUACUGUGCAAUUAUUUAGGUUAAUUUCAGGGCUCAUAAAUACACAAUUUCAAAGUUAUUUCACUUAAUAACAAAACCUCCACAUUCUUGUACGCUUUGAGUUGUAUUUAACAUAUGCCAUUCUCAUGCUUAAAAAAUAUUCAUAUGAACUACAAGUGUUUUAUUUUUAUUCUGCGGGGCUUAGGUUAGUUUCAUUAUAACAUCUCCACAAUCCCUACAUAGAGCUGCAGCUUUCAUUUCUUUGGGGCUGUGUUAUCCUAGUCAUUUUUCUUGUGCCACCAUUAUUUAGAUUUCUGCAGGUCCUGGAGUAAAUUAAAAAAAAAAACUCCCCACUAUAAUCUCUAAUCUGUCAAUCAUAUCAUACAAUACACUCCAUAACUAUCUGUAAAUUACCGGUAUUCAAUCAUAUCAUCCCAGCUGAUGUAAAAAGUGCCUCCCCCCCUCCCCCCGGUCCAGCCUAACGUUAUUCAAUAUAUUUAGUUGUUUGCUUUUUUCCAUUUUGACAUUUCCAUUCAUGUCAAUAAACUGUAUUUAUUGUCGUCAAUCAUUCCUCAUCGCUGUAUUAAUUGUUUUAAUAUCACUGUCAUCAAUUUUUGUCUAGCUAGGCUAAUAUAAUUAUUGGUAGUAUUGUUUUGUAUAGUAAGUUGUGUAUAAUUUUUUAGUUGAAUGAAUGCCAUAAACUGUUCCUUUAGACUUUGUAUAUCUUUUUGGUGAUCAACUAAUAUGCCCCGGUACAUUCUCAUCAGUACAAUCUGUAUCUUCUGAAGCAUUUGAUAAAAUCAUAUUUGCACUAGAAGUUUAACCCUCAAGUUUUUGUAUGUAAUUAUCCUGUGUCAGCAUUGUUUUGAAUAAUUUUUUAUUUCAAGGAACCGAGUACUUGCGUUUAAAAAAAAGAUUUUUUUUGGUAAAAUUUACUAUACAUGUAUGUAUAAUGUUUAACGCUAAAAAUAAUCAAAUAAUCAAGAUUCUUUCGAUGCUUAGAAAGGUUUCUAACUAUUCCAACAGUUUACUAUGGUAUUUUGCUUGGGGUUUUAUUUUAGGAUAAUUUUUCUUUUGUGCGUGUGUGUGUGUUUACUGUGAACCAACUUCUAUAUUUGCAGUGUCUUUAUUUCAUGUUUUACCAGCUGUGAACUAUUCACGACGAAGCCUCUGUUAAAAAAAAAAAAAGGGAGACAGUUAUGACACAUUUGCUGCUGCUGCUGCUGCUGCAAAAAAAAUUGCGACGACAGUUCUAGCGAUCUUUUCACAUUUUUCAUGCACACAAAUGAAUGUUGGUUUACAGUAUUUCCGGCAAUCAGUUUUUUGUUGUUAUCCAUAUUUAUGUGAAUAUCACUUCUCCUGUUUUUAACUGCCGCCAUGUUGUUUUGAUGCAGGUUGUUUAAGUGCUGAUAAGUUAAUCACUUCCAUGUUUCUCAUCAACCAUUUUCUUGAUCGAUUUCCAUGACUUGUAUAUUAAUUAUUAUAAUUGUAAACACAUAAACUUUGUCAUUAUUCAGUUUGUAUCAUCAUUUUAAAACAUUUUUUUUUUCGUUUAACUUGUACUAGUAUGUUAUAAUGAUUAGGGUCCAGUUUAAUGAAUACUAAUGACUACAAUUAUAUUUACAUGUAUAUGUCGAUAUAGUAUUUGUGGGAAGUUGUUCAGUAAACUGGACCAGAACUGAUUGCAUGUGUUAUGGUACAAUAUAGAGUGAUAAACUUGGUUUUGAUCCCUGUGCAGAAUAUGUUUUGCAUUUUUUGAAAACAUACAAUGUAAUGUGAUAUCAGAUGUAUUAUGUUUCGUACAUUGCAUGUAAAUUUUCACUUCUAUUCAGUUGUUUUUUUGAUUGAGUCUUUGGUUUUGUUUUGUUUUUUUUUUUGAAAAAAAAAAUUAGCAAAUUUUGUUUUAAGUUCAUAUUUUAUUUCAGUUUGAGGUAUUUGAUUUUUCAAGAAAUUGUAAAUAAUUGCUGUAAAUACAUAAACAUUUUUUGAAUUUAUAAAAAUGGUAGCUGCAUUCAUUCCCACUGUAUAAAGCUACUGUUCCAGAGUUAAGUCCCUUGACAUGAUGCAACAUGUUACCAUUCAUUAAUAUUAUUGUUACAUGUGUAUCUUGUGGUUGAAAAUUAUAUGUUGAUUAAUCACAUAAAGUUCACAUUUUUUGUUGGUUCAUUUUCCAUGUCUUAAUGUAUCUGUUUGUUUAUGUUACCGUAUUGGGAGCCAUUUUCAUGUAAUACUUGUGUGUGGGUUCCUCAGUCUCCUUUCCGUACAGAGUUAUUGUUCUUGCCUCUUACACCUUCAGCAUCUAAUACAUGUACACUGGGUGUAAUCUAACCUAUGUUUUUGAUAUUUUAUGUAUUAAUAUCCUGGGAUAUCUUUAAUGUUUCAAACAAUGUCGGAUCCAUAAUACCAUUGCCAUUAGCAUGCAUACAAAAGCAUUUUGAUGUAGAAAAAAAAAAUACUGUAAAUUUAUUGAUUGAUAUUUUGCUGCUUUGAUUCAGAGAUUGAAGAAAAACAAGUAUGAUGGUAACAAAAUAAAUUAGGAAUGAAAAACCUUAUCAUUCUGUUCAAUAGAUGAUUAACUUGUGCAAAGACAGUGAAAAUUAAUUGGGGUGUUGUGUAACACAUCUGUGUGUACAUGUAUUUUGAUGGUUCAAGAGGUCCAAGCAAUGACUCUAUUGUUUGGAGAUUGGUAAAUCAGGUUUGAUGAAAUGAUGGAUGUUAAGAAAUUCUGUGAUACCUUCCGUUUAUCCUGUGUGAUGUUACAGAAACCGAUUAAAACAGUAAUAUUAUCAAAUACAA
This is a messenger RNA of Magallana angulata, 6920 nucleotides long. RefSeq names its product selenocysteine insertion sequence-binding protein 2-like. NCBI's taxonomy places the organism in Eukaryota, Metazoa, Mollusca, Bivalvia, Ostreida, Ostreidae. The record is from RefSeq and is a predicted model, not a curated record. Gene Ontology annotation, molecular function: ribonucleoprotein complex binding; selenocysteine insertion sequence binding; mRNA 3'-UTR binding. Gene Ontology annotation, biological process: selenocysteine incorporation. Bases 129 to 3869 code for a protein of 1246 amino acids. Gene Ontology annotation, cellular component: ribonucleoprotein complex. The transcript is spliced from 17 exons.